Molecule: messenger RNA, 658 nt
Organism: Daktulosphaira vitifoliae (grape phylloxera)
Lineage: Eukaryota; Metazoa; Arthropoda; Insecta; Hemiptera; Phylloxeridae
Product: serpin B3-like
Exons: 4
Molecular function (GO): serine-type endopeptidase inhibitor activity
Source: RefSeq, a predicted model, not a curated record
CGGAAUGUUCGUUGAGAAAACAUUUAAAAUAAAGUCUAGUUAUGCUGAAAAAAUAAAAAAACAUUUGAAAUCGACUGUGGAAAACUUAGAUUUUAAUAAAAAACCAAAUGAUCAACGAAGUUAUAUUAAUGGAUGGAUUGAAAAUAAAACUAAUGGAAAAAUUAAAAAUUUAUUCCCUGCCGAUUCAAUUAGUGAAUCAACUGUGAUGGUAUUAACAAGCGCACUACAUUUUAAGGAUCUUUGGGAAAAAGAGUUUUAUACAACGAAAGAUGAACCAUUUUAUUCGAUGGGACAACACGCGGUCAACGUAAAAAUGAUGUACCAACAUUCGCGUUACUAUUAUUAUCACGACAAACACUUAAAAUUCGCUGCUUUGGAUAUGCCUUACGUUAAUUUCCACUUCAAAAUGUUGAUUUUAUUGCCUGAUGCAAAAGAUGGUUUGAGUAAUUUAGAAAAUAAUUUGUCUAAGAUAAAUUUCAUUGAACUUUACAAAAAUAUGACAAAACAUAAUGUUGAUUUUAAAUUCCCAAAAUUCAAGAUCGAGCAAGAAAUUGAUCUCAAACAUGUAUUAAAUAAACUCGGAUGUUCCACAAUGUUUACACCAAGUGCCGACUUUUCAGGAAUUACUGAUGUACCAAUAUUUGCUAAUAAAGCUUUC